UAUCCUUGUACAGAGAUGCCUUGUGAUGCACUGUUUUCUUUUCCAAUAACACACCUCAUAUUGGUAAAAACUUAAAUCGCGCUGGUGAAAAAAAUUAUUCCUGUUGUCAGACUUAAUUCCUUUCCCAUCAUAGACGAUUGACGAGACAGCUUUUCCGCCAGAUCAACCAGUGAAUUGACAACACCAUAUGGGUAUUUGCUGAAGGAAAGAAUGACACAUCUUACUAAGCUUUGGUGAUAACCUCAGUUUUGAAUGGAAUUCUUCUAGAAAUGACUUCAAAAUGAGAUGAAAUACCGGAAGAGUGGAAACAGUAAUGCAGUUGAUUUUUCUCUGUGCAUUUUCUGCAUGGCGUAACACAAAUGGGACUUUUGUCAGCAAAAAAUUCAACGCGUACUUCAGUGUUCUUUCGAUCUGUGGGCCUUUCAUCAGAAGGACUCAAGCUUGUGUGUAUAAACCUUUGAUUUGACAUUAUAAUCGAAAUAAUUUGUUGUUCGAGGAAUACAUUGUCUGUAGGUUGUGAGCAAUACAAAACCUGUAAUUUGCUACUGAACGGAAACGUCUUUACCUGUCCUCAGUACCUUGAUGUUAAGAUAUUCGAUACCCAAUCAUCCGGAGAUUUGUUUUCAUUCUAUACCGAAGCGCUUCGACGACGUCCGGAUUAAAGAAAACUGUAUUGGAUAGCUCCAAAAACACCAAGCUACACUCCAACCAAAGUCGUAGGAAUGAUUUAUCUACGGUAUAGAUUAUAUCGAUUGAUGGGGACGUUAAAAGAGUGUUUUUUUCCCCACCGAAUCGCUUUGAAUGUUUUUCCUUUUUUGCAGCUAAGCCUUGAGAACUAUGUACAGCUGUGACUGGACCGCCCAGUCCCUGCAACUACAUUUAUCACCACUAAAUUAGAAGUUUCAACAUUUGCUUUCUUUUGACCGUUAUCAGCAAAACACAGUGACUUGAAAGAAUGUUUCCUUAACAGGGACAAGAAUCAAAGGGAUAAAGUCAGAUGUUCUCCAGAAGAAACAUCUCUGUACAGCAGCUGUGUUAAUGGCAUGGACUUAUCUGUUCAUUGUAUAGCUGUGGAUCCACAUACAUACAGAUUCCAUCUACAAGGACAGUGGAUAUCUGUGCAGUUUAAUGAAUAAACAGGUUUAAACAUCACGCGCACAGAUGAGUUAUGCAAUCUGUUUUCGUUAUGCGCUGAUGGAUUAUAGACGUUGGACAUUUGUGUUUAAAUACCAGUGUGCGCUCUAUUGUCAACGAUUACAACAGAUUUAAAAGCCCUUUUCAUGAGGAUCUUAAAACGCUAUUUAACUACAUAUCUAUUGCUUGUAUUGGUCACAGAACAGCUUAGAAGAGGAAGAAAAUAGAUUUCUUUGUCAAUGCAGACAAAUUGAAGACAUCCUUUCUGUUCACCGACAGGAAUUGAUUUCAGUAGGAACUUUUCAGUCAAGAACGACACUUGCACGCAAGUCUAAAUCGGCUGGGUUUUUAGUGCUCCAUUGACAUUCACAGAGAUGCCUUACAGAACGGCACUUAGACGUUUUCAACGACUGCGAUUUCACGCGUUAUAGUUAUCUAUAAAGACAUCUGCCACUUUGAGUAUACUGAUCUGAACACAGUAUAUUGAACAUUACCAUACAGGAACUGUAGAAUAUGCCAAGUUCGCAGAAAUGCUGACAAAGGACGUACACUCUGAUUUCCAAAGAAUCAAGACAUUUACCACGUCCAAUAUUUAGUACGAUGGCCACAAAUUACUUCUCGUGAAAUACCCGAAAAGAGAUGAAAGGCGAUGUGCUCUGAUUUCUGUAGGAUUAAGACAUUUAACACGAGGGACAUUUGGUACAAUGACGACAAAUUCCUUCUCGUGAAAAAGACCUGAAACAGGACGUGUCUUCUGGUUCUAUUCAGCGUGACCUUGGUCAUGAGUGCUAAAUUUGAUACAAUGGCCACAAAUUCCUACUUGUGAAAGUACCGAGAAAUGCUGAAAAAUGAAACUCUCCGAUUUCCAUAGAAGUGAAGUAUUUGCGUGAUAGUCGCCAUGAGUGCGCUGCUACAUGCGAACAUGAAAUGACCGCAACGUGUGGGCUACCAAAAACAGGAACAAAAAAGUAAUAAAUGUUUUAAGUUUUAAUGGAUAACACUACCAAUGCUUACAACCAAUCCCGAGCAGAUCCUUCGGACGCUCACUCGAUUCCUCAGCCCAUUCGGAUCGUCGUGAUCCUCGUGGUUUCUCUUACUGUGAUCCUCACGAACCUGCUCAAUCUGGUCGUGUUGCGGAAGACACGACAGAUCCCUCUGAUCGCCAAGGUCUGCGUGCUCAACCUGAGCAUCGCCGACCUGACGUCAGGUGUCUUGUGCAUGCUGCCCUGCCUCGUGCCCGCGGUCACCGGAACGUGGCCAUACGGAACGGAAUGGUGCCAGAUCGCGGGGAUAUUCCACGGAACGUGCUGUGCCGUCUCCAUAUGGAGUUUAUCCGUAGUUAGCGUGGACAGGUAUCUAGCUGUGAAGUUCCCCCUGCGCUACCACACCCUGAUGACCCCCAAGCGCUGUGUGACGGCUCUAGUGGCCCUAUGGUCACUAGGGGUGGGGACAUUCGUGAUGCCGAUCUUUAUUUCGCCUGACUUCUCGUACUACCAAUAUUCCCCAUCCACAGUGAUGUGUGGCCUGUAUUGGGCAUUCCCAUGGCUUUGCAUCGUCACUGGAAUAUAUAUCCCUGUGGCGUCCGGAACAGUUAUUGUUUGGACGUCAGUGUCAGUGAUAAGAGAGACCAGCGCAAUGUCUAGUACGAUCAGACCUGCUGAUGCCGCAACUAACGUCAAGAAAAUGGACAUGCGCGCUGUCAAGAUUCUCAGUAUCACGGCCAUCGUGUAUUUCACCGCAUGGGGACCGUACGUCAUCUCUGUGUUCACCUUGUCAUUCGCCGUCGACAUCAACAUCCCACCCGGUGUUCAGUUUUCGUUAAUGUGGUUGGCAAACAGCAACAGUUUUAUGAAUGUGUUUAUCUACUCGAUGAUCUACAAGUCAUUCCGUUCGAUGGCAGUUCAGCUGGUACGUUCAGUUUUGUUUUGCCGAUUCACUGAAUUGCUCAAAACUGAAGGUACAACUACCAGUGUUGAUGGCGACUAGAGUUAUUUAUGUGACGUCCGGGAUGACGACUAAACUACGUCAUGACGUACAGUGGAUAUGAUCGCCUAAACAAGCGGGUGACAGACUCUGUAAAAGACGCUAUUUUCUGCUACAACGCUACAGUACUUGUGGACUACAUUUUUUUACUUUACGAGAACAAUUAUACACAAACAGUGACGCAUUAUUACAGAAAAGACUAAAGGAUCACACGAUUUGGACCCACUUGUUUUAGGUACCCAAUGUUUCCAUUUAUGGACAACUUCAUGUCCAAGUAGGUCAGAUAGGUCCCCGCAUACGUGACAGAGGGUCACUCCGUUUCGAGGGAGAGAUCUCAUUUCGCUUCGAAGAAAUGUAAAAAGUAAAAGAGGCAAGACUUUGAAUAACGAAUUAUUCUUGAGACAUAAGUCACGAGACCAUUGGCGUACAUCUCACUAAGGUUUGUCUUGCAAACAAAACAUUUAUGCUAUCCUAUAGUGCGAGCUAUGAUCAUAUAUGAUAACAAAUUAUACCGAUUUUGAGAAGAGAAAGGGGUGUGGGGACGCCCAAGAUCCAGGAAGCUGCCGUCAUUACGAUAUUACGAUUUAUGUGGUAAGCUUGAAGAUGACUUCAUUCGUAUUUAUGUAGCCACAUAUAUUAUUUAUCUGAAGUGUAUAUUUGACCGUGUAGAAAAACUCCCCAUGUCUGACAAAUGACAAUGUUAAGGACCAAGUUUAGAGUGAUGUUGAUAACAGUUUAGGUAACUGGGGCGGAUAACACAAAGCUGGUUUUGACCUAAGUCAAAAUUUAAAAAUUCUUUACGAUGCUUACUUUUUCAUACUGAAAGUUUCAAUUUAGGCGCAUCUGUCUUUAGAUAGCAUUGACGAGGAGUCAAAAUUUCAAUAUCCAACGCCCAAAAAUAAGUCUUAAAAUCGUAAUUCAAAUAUUGACUUAAGUCAGUCAGAAAUAGUUUCGUGAAAUCGACCCCUGGUGCUGCUGUCUACCAAAACAUGCUAAACUCGACCGAUCAUCCAGAAUGACACUUCUUUUGUUAAUAUAAAUUAUGACAUCACCCGAAGCAACGAAGUUUUGGUGUCUGAAAGAAACACAGGGAGUUAAACAUUAUCAACUAGUGGAUGUAUCCUAAUUGCGUUUUCUUUGUAGUGAUAUGGACAUUCAGUAUUUCGAUGUGUAACGGGUGAGUUGUAACGUAUCACGGAUUAAAGGCAAUUCUGGUUGCCAAUGUAAGUGAUUUUACAGAUAGAUGAAGAUAAACAAGCUAAAGGAAACAGUUUAUAAAUAUACCAUGUGCGGCUAAAUGUGA
Liolophura sinensis is the source of this 4420-nucleotide messenger RNA. Its product is annotated as 5-hydroxytryptamine receptor 6-like. The coding region runs from base 2125 to 3120 and encodes 331 amino acids. Gene Ontology annotation, cellular component: membrane. Gene Ontology annotation, biological process: G protein-coupled receptor signaling pathway. The transcript has a single exon. Gene Ontology annotation, molecular function: G protein-coupled receptor activity. NCBI's taxonomy places the organism in Eukaryota, Metazoa, Mollusca, Polyplacophora, Chitonida, Chitonidae. The record is from RefSeq and is a predicted model, not a curated record.